Chilo suppressalis (striped riceborer) is the source of this 5649-nucleotide messenger RNA. The record is from the annotation of a GenBank genome assembly. NCBI's taxonomy places the organism in Eukaryota, Metazoa, Arthropoda, Insecta, Lepidoptera, Crambidae.
UAAUUACCUAUUUUUGAAAUGCAAUUUAGCUUCAUAGAGAUGUAAAUAAUGACCGUUUAAUAUAAAUUUUAAAUUGACCAUUGACAAUUAAAGUCUAUCGGGGUUUGUCAACUUUAGCUUAGUCUUUGGUGUUUCGGUUGAAGAAGAUACCAAUUUUUUAGAUUUUGAACCCAAUCGUACAUUGUUUUUGCACUUAUUUCAUUUAUGUAGAAGCCGUUUCAUAUUGGUUGAUUUAUUUUCAUAAAAAGUGGUAAUUAAAUGAAUUAAAAGAUUCCUACAACGGAAAUUUGCACUUUGCAUAUUUGUGAUCAAGUGUCCCGUGUUUAUUCCUCAUGCUGUGAUAUUUCGACAUCAGUUCUGUUCUACAAUGGACAUCGACGUUAGUAAAGAGAAUAUUCAGCCGUUGAGAGGCGGUAGAAACCUCGUACAACUGGGAGCAGCUCUUCAAGCGCAAUCAGAUGUUGAUGCUCAAAAACAGCUGCAACAGCAAAAAGAAGAACAUGAAGCAGCUAUUAGACACUACCAGGGUCCUGACCCUCUUGAUCCAUGGUUUAACUAUAUUCAAUGGGUAGAACAAUCUUUCCCUAAACAUGGCCAUGAAGGCAAUAUUGAUAAGCUUAUAAAAGACUGUUUGCAGUUAUUUGAGAAAGAUGAGAAAUAUUUUCAAGAUAGAAGACUUGUGAAGUUGUGGAUCAAAUAUGUUGAUUGUCUAUCUAAUCCCUUGGAGAUAUAUCAAAGAUUGUAUAAUACUGGCAUAGGUGUAGAAUGUUCAGAAUUUUAUAGAGCAUGGGCUUGUUAUUGUGAAGAAUCAGGUGAUUAUAAAAAAGCAAACCAGGUUUAUAUGCUUGGACUUCAAGCUAAAGCUCAGCCUAUAGAUGAGUUGGAACAGGCACACAUGAAUUUUCAGUUAUUUUUUGCUCAAAGAAUGUUACAUGACGAUUCGCCAACCAAAAGGAAGGCAGCUUCAGCUUUGGCUGAGACUAGAAUGGCUUUGACAUCUCUCAAGUCAUUCAAAAGGCGCAACAUAGCCAAUGUGCCUGUUCAAAGGAUUGGUGAGAGCAUUAAAAGCACAAUACCUGGUGUUGUAAAGCAACAAUUAAAUCAGUUUGAUGCUAGAAUGCCUAACUCCAAUAUUAUGGUUAAUGUUUUUGAGGAUGCACCAUCAACUUCACAUGCCAUUCCUGUUGCGGAGAAUCCUGGUCCAGCUUCAUUAGUUCAGGCGUGUAGUAAUGUUGAGAAUGAAAAGGAAGUUGGGAUAUGGACUAAUCCCAAGACUAAAAUGGUUCAUACAAAUCUAGUACCUCACCAGCCUCUACCUUUUACUCCAUAUGAAGAUGCAGAUGAUGUGCUAAGACUUCCUGCUAACCAUAUGUCGCAUUGUCCAGACGAUUUAUCAUUUAAUGUGCCUCUUUGUGUACCUGAUCCACCAGAUCCUACGAAAAUACCUUGUUACAAUAAGUCCCAGGUUUAUGUCGCUGACCAAGAAUACAGUCUAGAAGAAAUCAGGUCCAGGAAAUACAAUUUGAUUAAGAAAGUUAAGACUGAUUAUCCUUCCGAGACAAAAUGUCCACAAUCUUACCAUAAUAUAAAUGAAACUCUCGCUCAGUGCAGUGCACUGGAAACACUAGCAAAUUGUGCUUUAGAUUCAGAACAGGAUCAUUUAGGGCAACUUAUGCCAUUAUCUAUUCCGACUUUGCAAAACAUUACGAAAGUCACAAAUAUGCAUUCUCCUGGAGAGCCUAAAGUUUUGGUAAAUUUGGAUUCAAAAGAAUUCAGUGUAAAAAAAAGUGACGAAAAUCAGCAACCUUCUGAAAAUAAUUCAGACAAAGAGAACAAUAUUGCAAAAUUUGCACCUGACUACAAUAAUGAAAAUGGCGCAGAAAAUUAUGCUAAAAAUAAUCUUAUGGAAGAAUUUAAUAGGAGUUUGAUGGGAAACCUUCUAGGUGAUUCUGUUACUGUUAAUACAAAAGAAGCGCGAUGGGAACUGCGAAACCUAUUCAAUGACAAUGGUUUUUCAGAACCAUCGAUAGUUCAACCUGUCGUACAACAGUUUGAAGUUCCUAACUUUGAUAUACAUGAAGAUCGAUCAAUUACGAUGGCUAUUAAUACUAAUAAAAAGCAAGAAGCCCAAAAUGUCAGGGUUUUGCCUGAAGAAAAAGAAAACGCUAAUAAAUUCUCUGUUCCUGUCGCAGCACCUCGACAAAGUGUUAAUAGAACAGGGUAUUAUGAAGAGCCAUCCUGCACCCAAGUAUUCAACUUCAAUAUAAAAGAUGCUAGUACUCCUAAUAUGUCACAGUUUAAAAAGCCGACUUCUAUAGAUCAAUCUAAAUAUCCUAAUGUACCAAAGUUCAGUAUAGAUGAAAGUGUUAUUGACCAUGUAGAACAUGGUGCUGUCAAAAAGGAGGAUAGCAUUAGGCAGCUUAAUACAGAUCAACAUGCCACAGUGGAUAACCAGGGAGGAGGGCUCUCUGUAAUAAUGGAAGCUACACGGGAAUACAAUAGUAAAUCGGGUUCCAGUUCAUCAGGACAAUCAACAAGGACUAAUUUCACUGGAUACACAACAAAUUUUGACUCAAUGUAUAAUAACCACAACGAUCCCACUCAACAGGCCACUACUUCGAAAAGAAGUUCCAUAUCAACACAGCCGCGAUUACCCAGUGGCCAAUUUGCAAGAGUUUAUCCUCAGAAACGCGAACAAUCCGAAAGCAAGCCAGUUCCAAACACGGCCGUGCCUUAUCUUUCUCACGACCACCAGUAUCAGAAGCCAAUGCCCAAUAAUUAUAAUGGAUACUCCCCUCAGCGAUCAAUGCAUUCCCACUAUCAGCAGAACUUCAGCUAUCAACAGGGCUAUUCAAAUAAUCAGAUGAUGAACCAACAACAACAAGGCUACAAUAGUCCUAGUCCAAAUGCUUAUCACAGUCCUCAACAUACGGGUAUGCAGAGUCCUCAUCCUAUGAGCCCUAAUGUGCCCCCAGGAUUUCAAAGUCCCACAUAUUCUAAUCAAGUUGGGUAUCAUAGCCCCGGACAUGCAAUUAUGAGUCCACAAAGUUCCUACACAGGUAGGCAGGACUAUCAUUAUCCUAGUCAAACUGAUAGACAACAUAUUUAUGCUACUCAACAGCAGCAGCAGCAACAGCAACAACAACAACAACACAAUCCUGCCGUUUUCCAAAGCCCUCCACAUCAGCCACAAUAUCAAAAUAACCAAUAUUACCAAAGGCCUAGUCAAGCGGCUGCUUCAUCAAACCAGGGUUAUAAUCAACAAAAUUACCCUAAUAUGCAUAAUCAAUAUAGCAAUGCUAAUGUCUAUCCUAAUGUUAAUAACCAUCCUAAUAAUCAAAGUUAUAAUGCCAUACAAAGCCCUUAUAGGCAGCCAGCUAAAUCAGUUCCCGAAAAUAGUUCAAGCGCAUAUGGCGCGCAAAAUAAUCAGCCAUUUCAAAUAUACCAAAGUCCUCAACAGUCUCAGAACAGUUUCCGCAACGCUGCUGUUCAUAGUACUAACACACCUUCAGAAACAUUAGAAAGUCAUGUAAAACAGGAAUCACAUGCGCAUAUGAAAUCUCAAGAAUCUGUGUCUCCCAACGACCAAAGUAUUACUAAAUUAACUCAACAAACUAAAAAUGCACCUCAUAAAAGCCCUACUUCAGCAUUGCGUCACAUCAGACACGACCAGCCUAAUACGAAACCGAGUCAGAAUUCGGCAGAUGUUGGAUUUUCAAACCAGUUCCUUAACUUCAUUUCUAACAGAAAUGAACCAAAAGACAAUGCGAACACUCCCAAAUUCACAAACAGUCCAAGUAUUUCCCAAAAGAUGCACAAAAAUCUCUACGUAUCAAGUCCAGAGCAGGCUCAGAUACCGCCAUCUUCAGGCCUCUCUGAUUCUGAUAGUAAAGAUGGAAUGACGGCUCAAACUAUAACACCAAUCCAGUCCGCUAAAGUUACGCAUAGUAUUCCCGAAAAGCACAAAGAUAUAUCUAAAAGGCAACUGGACUUUGAACAUCGAGUUGAUUUACAAUCUGAAGAUAGCAGGGACUCGGUUAGUAAGGAGAGUAGAAUCUCAUCAGUGUAUUCGAGACAGUCGGACUUCCAAUCUGAUGGCUAUGGUAUGGAUGUAGAUAGUGAGAAUUCUAUGGAAUGUGGUGCUUUCAAAUCGACACAUUCUAUCUCUUUGAUAGAAACAAGUGAUAUACCCAGACCAGCAGAUAUUGAAUUCCCUAAAGUGAUAGAUCCAUUUAAUAAGAAGAUAAUUUCGUCUCUAUUGGAAUAUGUUAAAUUCCCUAAUAAAACACAUGCUGACGGCUACAUAGAAGUGAGAUCUGUACCGAAAUUGCAACCAGCGACUAUGAUAAGCAUCGGAAAUAACAAAUUUUCUAUUGAGAAGCAACUCGGCAAAGGGAAUUAUGGUGCAGUAUUUCUAUGUCUUGAUAUUCAUACGAAUAAAUCUGUGGCGGUUAAGUAUCAAAAACCUAGCCGACCGUGGGAGUUCUACAUUUGUCAGGAAAUAAAGGCGAGAAUAAAAGAUCCGUUCAUGCUCCCAGGGUACAUGGACAUAACUACUGCUUUCAUAGGAGACAAUGCCAGUUUAUUUGUAUCAGAAUAUUCUAAAUAUGGAUCUUUACUAGAUGUUGCUAAUAAAGUUAGAAUUGCUACCUCAAAAUGUAUAAACGAGUUUAUAGUUAUCCUGUUGACAUCUGAAAUGCUGUCCAUUGUUCAUUAUCUUCACAAAGCUCAAAUAAUCCAUGCAGACAUCAAACCUGACAACUUUUUACUUAUGAAAAUACCAACUCAAGAAUGGCGGACUCCGUCUUUGCAGCUAAUCGAUCUGGGAUGCGCUAUUGAUAUGUCAUUAUUUCCAGAAGAGACUACUUUUAGAGAGUUGAUUGCUACAGAAGGUUUCACAUGCACGGAAAUGAGGGAAGGAAAGCCAUGGACAUACCAAACUGAUUUGUACUGUCUAGCGGGGACUAUUCACGUUAUAUUAAUGGGCAGCUACAUGAAGGUGGCAAAUCGCUUAGGCCAAUGGAAUAUAGACAAGAAAUUACCCAGGUACAUGAAGGUAUCUUUAUGGGACAAGAUAUUCACUACACUGCUGAACGUCCCAGAUUGCAACAAUUUGCCAGACAUCAUGGAUCUCAAAAACGAUGUAGAUAGUGUAUUGAAUGAAAUCGAUAACCUCGGCUCUCAACUACGUAACUUUGCUAAUGUGCUUAAAUCUAGGUAAAUCACGUAAAUGACCUUAAUGUAUUUAUUGCAUUUAGUUAUAAUGGCGAAUGUAAAAUAGACAUAUAAUUAUGUAUUAUUAAAUAUAGAAAUACAAAUUAUUUCUAAGACUAAUAAACUAUAAUAGAACCCUUCGCCAGGUUAAUUAGACAUUGCCCUUUGGAUUGAAUAAAAGCAAUAAGUAUUAUAAUAUCAGAAUCUACUACUUAGCUAUAUGAACGUGUCUUGUUGUUUUUUAGUUAAAAUGUGAUAUUUGUGAUUUUUAGUUUGUUUUGUUUAGUAUAAUGGAACAUAAAAAAAAACUUGGCUUGGACUUUUUACUUGUUAGCUUAUUAUUGAAACAUCAACUACGUUUCAUUUAUUUUUAUACUGAUAGAAUCCAUCACUUCAUCGUUUGAAUUGUAAUAAUGUAAUAAAGAAUUACCUGGU